CUGCAGCACACUUUCAACGCACAACAUCGAGAGAUCUCUUCACAAAACAAACACCUGCUCCAAUUCAUCACGUUUUUACAAGACUUGAGUCCAUUAGAGAGAUUUUUAAUUCGCGGCAGAUUCAUUACGGAUUCGUUGCGCACACGCUCACGAUAUUCAUCAAACGGGAUCUUAAUCCUGAGUCAGAAAAGCUAUUCAUCCAUAGAAGAUUGCCAGCUAUAGACCCGAAUCAAAGACACAAGCCGCAUUGUGGUGAGAAACUCCAGCAUCGCAGGAUGGCUGAUGUCAGCUCUGAAUGCAACAUCAAGGUGUUGUGUCGUUUUCGACCCUUGAAUCAGUCCGAAAAUCUCCGCGGGGACAAAUUCAUUCCCACAUUUCAGGGAACUGAUACCGUCAUCGUCGGGGCCAAGCCGUACGUCUUUGACAGAGUUUUUCCGGCGAACUGCACACAAGAGCAGGUGUAUAACGCCUGUGCCCAACAGAUUGUCAAAGAUGUUCUUGAAGGCUACAACGGCACCAUCUUUGCUUAUGGACAGACAUCUUCUGGAAAAACAUACACCAUGGAGGGAAAACUACACGAUCCGAAUGGCAGAGGAAUCAUUCCCAGGAUUUCUGAAGACAUCUUUAACCACAUUUACACCAUGGAUGAAAACCUGGAGUUCCACAUUAAGGUCUCCUAUUUUGAAGUCUACAUGGAUAAAAUUCGUGAUCUGCUUGACGUGAGUAAGACAAACCUAGCCGUUCAUGAAGACAAGAACAAAGUUCCGUAUGUGAAGGGAUGUACUGAGCGUUUCGUCUCCAGUCCUGAAGAAGUGAUGGAUGUUAUCGAUGAAGGAAAAAGCAACCGGCAUGUCGCUGUUACAAAUAUGAACGAGCACAGCUCUCGGAGUCACAGCAUAUUUCUCAUCAACAUCAAACAAGAGCACGUGGAGACGGAGCAGAAACUCUGUGGAAAACUUUAUCUGGUGGACCUGGCGGGAAGUGAGAAGGUGAGUAAGACGGGGGCUGAAGGCUCGGUUCUGGAUGAGGCCAAGAACAUCAAUAAAUCUCUGUCUGCACUGGGAAAUGUUAUAUCAGCUCUUGCUGAGGGUACAAAGACUCAUGUACCGUACAGAGACAGUAAAAUGACACGGAUCCUGCAGGAUUCACUCGGAGGAAACUGCAGGACCACUAUGUUCAUUUGCUGCUCCCCAUCAGCCUUCAAUGAUGCUGAGACCAAAUCCACUCUCAUGUUUGGACAACGUGCAAAGACUAUAAAGAACUCAGCGUCUGUCAACAUAGAGCUCACAGCUGAGCAGUGGAAGAGAAAAUAUGAGAGAGAGAAAGAGAAGAACAAGAGCCUGAAGGAGAACAUGAUGAGACUGGAGGCGGAGCUUCAGCUCUGGAGAAAUGGUGAAUCUGUCUCAGAGAUGGAGCUCGGCCGUGUGUUGCCUGUUGAUUCAGAUCAUGAAACACCUUCAGACACCCGAGAAACUCACACAGACUCAACAUGCACCGAACUCUCAGAGGACGCGAUACGUGGACUCUACAAACAACUCGAUGACAAGGACGAUGAGAUUUAUUUACAGUGUCAGCUGGUUGAGAAACUGAAGGAACAGAUGCUGCAUCAAGAGGAGCUGCUGGCGUCGUCUCAAAGUGACAGUGAGCGUGUGCAGUGUGAGCUGAGCCGUCUGCAGGCCCAGAGCGACAGCGCUAAAGCAGAAGUGAAAGAAGUUCUGCAGGCGCUGGAAGAACUCGCCCUCAACUAUGACCUGAAGAUCCAAGAGGUUGAAGACAAGAUCGUCCACAACCGGCUGCUCACGGAAGAGCUCGCUCACAAAACUUCAGAUCUGAUGUGUUUGGAGGCGGAGUUUUCACGGCUGCAGGAAGUCAGCGGUCAGCAGAGGAAAUGCAUCACUGAGAUGCUCAACAGCCUCAUGAAAGACCUCAAUGAUUUCAGCUUCAUACUGGGAAACGGUGACAUCAGACUGCCGUGUGAUCUGUCAGGCGUGUUGGAAGAGGAGUACGCUGUGGUGUGUGUGUAUGUGAGUAAGAUAAAAUCAGAGCUGAAGUCGGUGGUCAAACGCUGCAGACAGCUGGAGGCUCUUCAGUCCGACUGUCAUCGCAAGAUGGAGGAAACGGGUCGAGAGCUGUCGAGCUGUCAGCUGCGCAUUUCACAGCAUGAGGCGAAGAGGAGAUCCCUGACAGAGUACACACACAACGUUGAACUCAAGAAGAGACAGCUGGAGGAGAACUAUGACAGUCUGAGUGAAGAACUUGCUAAACUGCGGUCUGCAGAGAACGUUUCAGAGGAUCCAUCACACACAGAAGAGUCUGGAAAUGUAAAGUCUCACAAACCUGUGGAGCAGAAGAAAGAUGUUCAGCGUGAUCCAAAACACAAGCAGCUCGGCCGUCUGCGUGAUGACAUCAACCACAAACAGAAGAUCAUCGACGAACUCAGAGAUGAUAAUCAGAGGCUGAGUCUGGAGCUGGAGCAGAUGAGCAUCGAGUUCACAUCGCUCAAGAACAGAGAACAUCAGAAAACCAUCCAGCUGGAGGAGCUCAAAUAUCUGAAUGAACGUCACGAGCAGGCCAAACAGGACAUGAAGGGUCUGGAGGAGACAGUUGCCCGAGAACUCCAGACCCUUCACAAUCUGAGGAAGCUGUUCGUUCAAGACCUCACGGCUCGAGUUAAACGGGGCUCUGAGAUGGAGCUGGAUGAUAGCUGGGGGUGUUCAACCCAGAAACAGAAGAUCUCCUUUCUUGAGAACAACCUGGAUCAGCUCACAAAAGUUCACAAACAGCUGGUUCGUGACAAUGCAGAUUUGCGCUGCGAGCUUCCGAAGCUGGAGAAACGUCUUCGUUCUACGGCUGAGCGAGUUCGGGCGUUGGAGGAUGCACUGAGAGACGCCAAAGAAGGAGCAAUGAAAGACCGCCAUCGCUACCAUCAAGAAGUAGAGCGAAUCAAAGAAGUCAUGAGAGUCAGGAACCCGUUCAGACGACCUCACUCGGCUCUGAUUGCUAAACCGAUUCGUCCAGGACAUUACCCCGCUUCCCAACCUGUCAAUCACAUGGUCCUGCACAGCAGGGAUCAGCCAAUCACCUUCAGCAAUGUGAUGUUCAACGGCGUUCCUCAGAAACACAAAUCCUCAAAAACAAACUCCAGCAUCAAGCUGUCUGAGGAUGAGAGACACAUCACAGCAAUUGCCACCGACUCCAUGAACUCCUCUCAUAACAUGAACAUCACUAACGGUAAUGCUCGAGAUGUCAAUGAUAACAGCGUGUGUCAAAAUGGAGAAUCUACAACCAUCGGGGAAAAUCAGAUCAGAUCAGAUGAACUUCAACAGAAUCACAACGUUCAUGAGCAACACACUGUCAGCUAAUCACAUACAAACACAAACAGGUGAUUCCAGACUUCUGAAUUCUCUUCUGUAUAUUUGCAUGUUGCCUGCCUGCAGAUCUCAGCGAUGCUGUGUUUAUGUGUCCUGUAACCUCACACACUUACAGCGUUAAUAAUGCUCUGAAACCGUCACAGAUGAUGUGAAAGAUCAAGACCAGUGACAUAAUGUUAAUCAUAUUAGUAAUAAAUCAUGAGAAUGUUACUGAUUCCCCAGAACGACCCAACACAGAAAAUGUCAUCUUGCUGUUUGUUCACAAAGGGUAGCGUGAUGGUGCGGCAAAUUUUUUAUGUAGUUGUACCUAUUUUUAUACAGACAUUUGAAUGACAGAGUAGCGUUACGUCAGCCAGUGUAUUUGUUUUGCGUCGAUUUGUAUGCAUUAUUUAGCUCAGCUAUCGUUGUUUAAUGUACACAAACUUGAUAUUGUUUUCACGUAUGAUUACAAACUAUAAAGAGAGUUAGAAAUUCAGAGCAAUGUUUGCGAAAUAUUUAUAAAAAGUUUGAGAUCUAAAAGAAUCGAGUGAGAUGAUUAAAGAUCGAAUCUAUUAAAUAUAUAGAAAAAAGACAGGAGAGAAAACGUUUAUAGAAUAAUUCUUCAAAUCAUGAUUUUCUACACUUCAGUGUAAAAUCACUCUGAAAGACCUGAUAAUAUUACAUAUUAUUUUAUAGUUUAUUAGUUUAUAGUUUCAAUUAUUAUAUUUUAUUAAUUAAUAUAUAUAUAUUUUAAAUGAGCACAUUCCGAAUGUCCCCAAACGAACAUUUUACUCAACUUUACUACAAAUUUGUUCUCCCACCAGAUGAACACGUACACACACACACACACACACACACACACACCGUGAUCAGACACAGUCACAUCAGUCAGUGUGACCCCUGAUCAGAUAAAGAAUCACGUGUGUGUGUGUGUGUGUUUGUGUGUGACCUCUGAACUCUCUGUACAUCCUGAUCUUUCAAUCAGGACGGGAGAAAUCAGUGAUAUUUUUUGAAAGGCCACAGGAUUGUAUGGUAUUCCCGGAAACAUUAAUAUUUUGAAUUUUCGCUUUUUUGGUUUUGUUCACUAUGCCUACUUUAGGCUCUUAAGACAAAAUGUUAAAUGCCGUCUUAUUUGUUGUUUUUAUACUCAUAGUAGCUUUAUGUGGGAUGUGCAUUUGGAAUUUGUAUUUGCAUUAUGUCAUAUGAGUAAUCAAAAUAUAAUGAAGAUUUAUUAUAAAUAAUACACACGCUUGAUCUGGUAACAUCAGUUAUAAUACAUAAUAACAUUGACAGGACAUACUGCAAUGCAUUGCAACACAUGUAUAAGACAUUAUUCAUUCUUAACCUUCUUACAUUUUAAAGAUAACCGCUACAUCAUCUGAUCUUCAGACUACUGGAUGUAAUGAGAAAUCAUGUACAUUACUGUAGAUUGUACACUCAUUCAAGAGAAAUGAAAUAAUAAAAGCUCAGCACAGCCCAUUUUGAAUACUGAAAAGUCAUGCACAGUGAGAUUUAUAAACCAAUAUACCCGCUGAUGGACCGAUGAUGUGUAUGAUAUCAUUUGUUGUGUUUUGUUGUGCAUGACAGAUGUGUCGUCCCAUGAAAACAUCCCAUGUUUCAAUAAAG
This is a messenger RNA of Triplophysa dalaica, 4976 nucleotides long. It is a transcript of the gene kif5ab, whose product is annotated as kinesin family member 5A, b. Lineage: Eukaryota; Metazoa; Chordata; Actinopteri; Cypriniformes; Nemacheilidae. The transcript has 29 exons. Bases 276 to 3362 code for a protein of 1028 amino acids. The record is from RefSeq and is a predicted model, not a curated record. Gene Ontology annotation, biological process: microtubule-based movement. Gene Ontology annotation, molecular function: microtubule binding; ATP binding; microtubule motor activity.